CAUACUAUCAUCAAUCUCUCUAACUACAUAUUGAAUCCAAAUGAGUUGUCCAUCAUCAAUAAGGGCCUCAAUUUCGUUCCUACUACUCGUUUUGAUAGAUUUCUUUGGGUUAAGGAUCUCAACCUCUUCUGUCGCAAAUUGAAAUGGCGGAAGUUCUUCCAUGUAGCCGACAUUAACACAUGUCAGGCUCUAGGUAUCGAACCCUCUGACUUAGAGAAUGUUCGCACCCUAAACACCCUCUUGGGGGAUCAAAACAGAGAUAGAUCUAGAGGUCCCUUCAGUGACCUUGGACUUCCCAGUACCAGAUCUCCCCCCCUCAAUGAUGACACCAACAUUGAUAUUUUCUAUAAACUAGUUCUUAGAGACCUCGUGGAUCUCGAAAGGACACAUCAAACAAAAUACCGUAACUACACUCACGGCGAAAUGCAAGCUCUCCUUAACCUAGAGAAGAAUCGCAACAUAGUGAUUAAACCCUCAGACAAAGGAGGUAACAUUGUGAUUUUACCCACUGAACAAUACAAAUCUAUGUGUCUCUCGAUCAUUCAAGACGAGACAAACUAUAGCAAACUAAGACGGGACCCCACAACCUUAUUCCAAAGGGAACUACAUAACUUGCUAACGGCAGCACUGCAUGACCAUGUCAUAGAUAAAAAGGAAUUUGAUUUCCUGUUUCCCAACACUCCUAAAAUAGCGACGUUCUAUGGACUUCCCAAAGUCCACAAAGGAUUAUCACCGCUAAAAUGCAGACCCAUAGUAUCGGGAGUGGAUAGUCUUUGCCAAAACAUAGGCAUCUAUGUGGACAAAAUGCUAUGACAUUUUGUCAUGGCUCUACCCUCCUAUACCAGGGAUACCUCGGAUCUGUUGGGGAAGAUAGAAGGGAUGCAGAUAGAAGAUUCGUGGUACUUAGCCUCCAUUGAUGUAGAGGCUCUCUAUAGUUCCAUCAUUCACGAGAUUGGACUUAAAGCGGUAUCUUUCUACCUAGACACAAGGAGUAAUCAUCUGCUUACUCACAAUAAGUUCAUCCUGGAUUUGCUACAGUUUAUACUUACGCACAACUAUUUUCUGUUUGACUCCGCCUACUAUCACCAGCUCAGGGGUACGGCCAUGGGGAGCCCCUGCGCCCCCAGUUAUGCCAACCUUACCCUGGGCUGGUGGGAAGACACCAUCGUAUUCACAGAUUCCACCACUCAUUUUACCCAAUACAUCGUCUUUUGGACACGAUACAUUGACGAUGUAUUUAUUAUCUGGUCUGGGUCACAAUCUCUAUUUAAGGACUUCAUCACUACACUCAACCACAAUUCAAUUGGCCUUUUCUUUACAUCAGAUAUCCAGUUGACACAACUUCCAUUUUUAGAUGUUCUGAUUUCUAAAAACGGCCAAGGGCAACUGGACACAACGCUUUACCGCAAACCGACGGCAGGAAACAAUCUCCUAAGAUGGCAGAGUUUCCACCCCUUUCCUCUGCGUAAAGGUAUCCCAAAAGGUCAAUUCUUGAGGGUACGCAGGAACUGCUCAUCGGAAGACACCUUCCGAGAAGAAGCAUCCAAACUUUAUUCCAGGUUCCAGGAACGAGGCUACCCUAACAAACAUCUGGACACAGCCCUUCGAUCAGUUCAGUCGACUUCACGACAGGAUUUACUUAACCCAAGAACAACAUCAAAAAACGAAGAUGGAGGAUUUACACGAAUAAUAGCCACCUUUGAUACAGCAUCCCAGGAAAUACGUAACAUCAUCCAGAAACACUGGGACAUCCUGACAAUGGAUAGGGACCUCAAAGAUGCGGUAAGCCCAUACCCACUCAUUUCUUUCAGGAGGGGCCGUAAUGUGAGAGACAGACUUGUCUCCAGUCACUUCGCAUCACAGAAACCACUCACUAACUGGCUCUCCCAACGAAAACCGGGCACUUUCAGAUGCGGAAAGUGUAGAGCCUGUCAGUUUAUAAAGGUGGACAACCAAUAUUUUGACAAAGAACUUCACCGGUCCUUUCGUAGCAGAACGUUUGCAAACUGCAAAACCACAGGGGUGGUGUAUAUUGCCACCUGUAUAUGUGGGCUUAGAUACGUGGGUAAAACCACCCGGGAAUUCAAAUGCAGGAUUUUGGAACACAUUGGAGAUGUGAACAACAAUCGGGAUAAACCUAUUGCCAAACAUGUCAACAACAAACACAAUGGCAACCCAACAGUCCUCCAAUUCCAAGCCUUGGAAAUCAUUUCACCCUCCCAAAGAAGAGGUAAUCUUGACAAAAUACUAACACAAAAAGAAACUCGCUGGAUCUUCCUUUUGGAUACAGUCCAACCACACGGUCUAAAUGAAAAUUUGAACUUCACCAGCUUCAUAUAAUCUUAUAAUCAUAUUACUCCUAAUCCUCGAAAGAAUGUUCCUCUACCAGCCAUUUCAAUUAGCGACUAUCCCUUUACUUCCUAUUCUUCCUAUCCCCCUUUCGGGUAUUACUCCAAUCUCUUUUGGUUUGGGCCUCCCAUAUUCGGACACACUCCCCCUUUUUCGUAUAAUACAACUGACAGUGCCAGGUCUACCAUGCCCUUCUUAUGAGAGACAACAUCCCCUCCCCCUUCCCCCCCUCUCUACCUCUCCUAGUCUAACCGCUUCCCCUACAGCCUCACCCUACCCUCCGUUUUAAUUAAAAAACUUAUCUGCACCCACAUACCUUAACAAGGUGCCUAGACACAUACCUCUAAAUACCCAAUGUAAACCCCCAUCGUGGGAAUUGUGAGUGUGAUUGUACAAUUUCUAAAUCUUCUACUAUCAAAUUGGCCACCCACCUAUAUCUCUAUACUCUAUCUCAUACAUCCAUACGCUGAUUAAUCAUUCAUAUCACUCCAUUGACAAUUUCCCCCGGCUUCUUAUUCCACCAUACUGACCAUUAUCUUAGCAUUGUCUAAUUAUACACCAAACCCCCCCCCCCCACCCCCCAAGGCAGACAUAGAUACACAUCCUCAUACAUGUUUAUUUCAAUCAAGCAUCAUACGGCCAUCCCGCCUCCUUUCACACUUAAGCCACUGUACGCAGGCGCACAGACUAUAAUGACGUCACCCCUGUCCCGAUCGGAGCGCUCGCUGUGCUAUGCGCUCCACGCUGGAGCGCUGCACUUCCGGCGGGGCUGAAUUUGCUUACUUCCGGUCCCGCGGCGUCUUAAACGGGCGCUGCCCGUGGAUGCCGCACUGACGCACGGACAGCCUCACUACCCGAACGCUGAGGGACCAGAACCAUCCUACUUCUCCUGGGCCUCCCCGCCAGCCCCGGAACCGUACCUUCUGGACUUCUCCCUACCUCUCCCCUUGGGACCCCCGCUACCGCAGUCUAUCAUGUGCCCUAGGGAUCUCUAGAUCUCUCUAUAUAUCCCUCCAGUAUCUACACCUACUCGAUUUCAUCUAUAUCAGAGUGGAGAUUCUUUUUCAACAUCCUAAUAGGAGGAGUCACCAAGCACCCGGACCCAAGACUGAUAUUCAUACGCAGCUGUCCAGAUCAGUGUGUCACUCUCAUCAUAUCACCAUACAAGUAUAUCUAAUGUACGCUUCUUCAAUCUACAUGUGAUGAUGCAUUGCUACUAUAUGUACGGUCUCCCAUGACCUUAUUUCUGCAAGUAUUCUCCACGAGAAUCCCUGAGGAGCUAUCUGUACUCACACGGAUAAGCGAAACGCGUUGGAUUAAUGCAAUCUCUAUGUAAUGCAUAGGUAUAUCUCUACCUAUGCAACACACACAAUUGUGGGUUUUAAACGUGAAUACUACUACAUACCCCUGGCUACCCCCCUCGGGUUCUGAUACUGUAUUAUUAUUUUUACCACAUGUAUGUUACACCUCUAAACACCUAAGCGUGAUAUCUAAGAUCAAAUACUGUAUAUUGGAUCUGUCGGGCUAUUAGCCUCGGUCUACUGUAUCUUGGCGACACCACAGUAUUGUUUCAGCAUCCCCUCUAUAGCCCAGGGCCAAUAGGAGGUUCCAGUGUAGGCCCAGGUCACUAGGACAGGGGACUUACAGUAUCGCCAGGCAGGGCUAAUAGAUAGGGACAUACUAGUCACGCCUUACUCUUGCUCGAUCCUAAGUAUACUAUCUAAUUUUUGUGCUUGUUAAAAAAUACUGGCCCACACCAGUUGCAACACGAUUACAGUGUUGUACUUUAAUCAAUAAAUAUAUUGCAU
Hyla sarda is the source of this 4157-nucleotide messenger RNA. RefSeq lists its product as uncharacterized. The record is from RefSeq and is a predicted model, not a curated record. The coding region runs from base 823 to 2340 and encodes 505 amino acids. Lineage: Eukaryota; Metazoa; Chordata; Amphibia; Anura; Hylidae. The transcript has 4 exons.